Messenger RNA from Tuber aestivum (summer truffle), 8493 nucleotides. The record is from the annotation of a GenBank genome assembly. Lineage: Eukaryota; Fungi; Ascomycota; Pezizomycetes; Pezizales; Tuberaceae.
CAACGAAAACGAUCCAUUCCAUCGUUCAGCCCCCUAAUCCUCACUACCUGUUCCUCGUACCCCUCAAACUCCCCCUAGCGGCCGCACAUUCGUUUUCCAUCUACUCGUGUUUACCGCUCCUUCGUGGACUUGCUUCGGUGAUCCCUUGAUCAGCCUGUUGCUCGGGGGUCUCCCAUCCCCCUCGACGUGAUAAACAUCAUGGCACAACAGACGCCGCAGUCCCAGCCAUCGUUACCUUCAUUGCCGGCACAUUUGCAGUCUGACACUCACAUUACUGCUCACUUGGCGUCUCGUUUUCAUCUAUCAUUGCCCACGGCCAAUAUCAGCUCACAAGCUCUUGUUUCUCUGAACACUUACACUUCCCCCAAUGCUGCGAGUAGCGAGUUGGAGGCGAUUGCCGGGCGAAUGUGGAGGCGGUUGGGUGGCCGAGGCGAGAAUCAGGCGGUCAUCUUCUUGUGAGUCCUCGCUUUCCUUCCCUGUGGUCUGUAGUGGAAUUCCUGGUUGUUGGGUAAAAAUAAAAAAAUAGAAGGGUUUCACGGACCGUAUCUCCAUUCGGCAUUGCUAACAAACUCAUAGAGGUGAAUCUGGCUCCGGAAAAACAACACUUCGAUCCCAUUUACUCUCCCAUGUCUUGUCCUUCACCUCGACUCCCCUCUCACAGAAAAUAUCAUUAUUCACCUUUCUCUUCGACUCUCUUACAACGACUAAAUCCCUCACCACUCCCACCGCAUCUAAGGCCGGCUUGUUCCUGGAGCUUCAGUACGAUAACAUCUCCCAAACGCUUAUUGGUGGGAAACUUUUGGACCAUCGUUUGGAGCGUUCCCGUGUCGCCGGUGUGCCUACCGGGGAGAGAAAUUUCCACAUCCUCUAUUACCUGCUUGCCGGAACUUCCGAUGCUGAAAAAGCUCACUUGGGGCUCAACAAUUCUGCCACCGCGUCAAGCCAUAGGCAUAGCGGUGAUCUGUCGGGCCGUGGAGGCCAGAAGAGAUGGCGUUAUCUAGGGCAUCCGACACAGCUGAAGGUUGGUAUCAAUGACGCUGAAGGCUUCCAGCAUUUUAAGACGGCGCUCAGGAAGUUGGAAUUUCCUCGACAAGAAAUUGCCGAGAUUUGUCAACUUCUUGCUACUAUUCUGCACAUCGGUCAAUUAGAUUUCGUCAAUGGUCACACAACGCAGGCAAACGGAGAAGAAUCCGGUGCCAUGGAGGGGGGCGACCAGAUUGUGAGUGUCAGGAACAAGGAUGUGCUCGGAGUCAUUUCGGCAUUCUUGGGUGUCAGCACGGAGGCUUUGGAAAAUUGUUUGAGCUACAAGACGAAGACGUUGAAUCGGGAAAGGGUAACGGUCCUGCUCGACGCUAGAGGAGCUAGAGCUCAUGCGGACGAGCUGGCAAGAACCCUAUACUCACUACUGGUCACAUGGAUAAUCGAAUCUGCCAAUGAACGCAUCUGUGCUGUUGAAGACGCAGUCGCCAACACAAUCUCCAUCAUCGAUUUUCCAGGCUUCACACAAGUUUCCGCCACCGGCAGUACCCUGGACCAAUUGCUUAACAACGCUGCCACUGAAGGUCUGUACAACUUUUGCCUUCAAACAUUUUUCGACCGGCGAGCGGAGCUACUUGAGAGUGAAGAGGUCGGCGUCUCGGCUACUAGCUACUUCGACAAUUCCGAUGCUGUUCGCGGUAUUUUGAAACACGGAAAUGGAUUGCUUAGCAUUCUUGACGAUCAAACGAAACGCGGGAAAACCGAUGCCCAGUUUUUGGAGAGCUUGAAGAAGCGAUUCGACUCAAAGAAUAACUCUGCCAUUACCGUCGGAUCUGGUGCAUCCGUUGUUCCAGGUGCCGCUAGAAGUUUUACCAUCAAACAUUUCGCCGGAGAGGUAGAAUACCCAGCGAGUGGUCUCUUGGAGGAAAAUGGCGAAAUUAUUUCCGGUGAUCUUAUGAAUCUGUUCCGCGGAACAACUAGCACAUUUAUUACAGAGUUGUUCAGCAGCAAGGCUGUUACCACCGUUCACCACCCACGGGAAAAGACUGCCAUUAUGCAGGGUCAAAUUGCGUCAAAGCCUUUGCGUAUGCCGAGCGUGAUGCGCAAGAGGGGCGAGCGGCCAGUGCGUGGAGCUGCCGGCGACACUAGGGGCCCAGCUCUCGACGCCACCACUGAGAUCAAUACCGUUAGCUCCCCUGACCAAGGUGCGGCAGCUCAAUUUGUUAGCGCCCUGGACACAGUAACACGAUCCCUUAGUGGAACAAAUACCAAUCCUUACUUUGUUUUCUGUCUCAAGCCCAAUGACCGAAGGAUUGCCAACCAAUUCGAUUCAAAGUGCGUCCGUACUCAAAUCCGGACAUUUGGCAUCGCGGAAAUCUCGCAGAGGGUUCGGAAUGCCGACUUUUCCGUCUUCUUACCCUUCGGAGAGUUCUUGGGCCUUACGGAGGCUGAGAGCAUUAUCGUUGGUAGCGAAAGGGAGAAGACUGAGUUCGUCGUUGAGGAGAAGAACUGGCCCAUGAAUGAGGCAAGAGUUGGAGCCACCGGUAUCUUCCUCAGUGAGAAGUGUUGGCUUGAGAUUGCCAAUAUCGGGGAAGGGGGUAGUGCCGCUAGGAGGUCAAUGAUUGGCACCGGUUUUUUAGAUUCAGAUGACCAAAGCAACCCACUCACACCUGUUGGCGAACCUGGUGGUCGCGGUGGAGGUCUGUUCGGAGGAUCUGAUUCACAGGUAAAGCUAAUCCCUAGUCAUGGUGCUACCGGCCCGGGGGGGCUGGGAACACAUAUCUACGGUACUGGUGAUGGGAAAGGAGCUUAUUUCUCUAAGGCGGACGACGCGCGAUCCGAAGCGGCUGCAUCUGCCUUUCAUUCCGGUGAUAUGUUCAGGAACUUCGACACCCGGCAGCAGAUGGCGGAAAAGGGCCAGGCUGCUAGGGAACAGGAGAUCGAAGAGUUACCAGUUACAGCAGGCCGUAAGCGAUGGAUGUUUGGUGUAUGGGCUAUUACAUGGUUUAUUCCCGAUUUCCUUAUUCGCUGGAUUGGAGGGAUGAAGCGAAAGGACAUCCAGAUUGCGUGGCGGGAGAAGCUCGCUAUCAACUUUAUGAUUUGGUUCCUGUGUGGUCUAUCGAUCUUCUUCCUUGGUAAGCCUGAUACUGGUACGCGUGCGCGAUUGGGCAAUUGGCUGAUCUGGGUUUGCAGUUUGGUUCCCGGUAUUGAUUUGCCCCAGGCAAAAUGUCUUCACUCUUGAGGAACUUGCGGAUCACGAUGGGGGUAAAGACCACAUGCAAAAAACCGCAUAUGUUGCUAUCCGUGGCGUGGUUUUUGAUCUCACCGAGUAUACACCCUCACACUACCCACAGCUAGUCCCGAAGAAGAACAUUUUGGCCUAUGGGGGCAGAGAUGCGACUUCCUUGUUUCCGGUACAAGUGUCAGCUCUUUGUAAUGGUGUUGAAGGAACGGUCAGUCCAUAUGUAGCCCUCGACUUCCAGGGCACCAAUGCGACUGCCGACAGAGGGCUCGACAAGAAUGCUCGCUAUCAUGACUUCAGGGCAUAUACCAAUGACUCCCGCCCCGAUUGGUUCUUUGAGCAGAUGAUGCUUCUUAAGGCAAAUUACAGAAAGGGUGACAUGGGAUACUCGCAAAAGUAUGUCAAGACUCUGGCGACUAAAAAGAGUCAGGCUAUAGCCAUCCUCGGCGACCGUGUUUAUGAUCUUACCGAUUAUGCCGUCGGUGGGAGACGGCUCGAUCUUCCUUACAACCGAGACGGUAUUGAUACGACCAAAAUCGACGUCAAUUUUAUGGACACUAUGGUUGUUGAUUUGUUUACCCAACGCUCGGGGCAAGAUAUCACCAAAUAUUGGAACAUUCUGAAUAUAGCUGCGGAUAGGAAGCAUCGCAUGAAAGUCUGUCUUGACAACCUGUUCUAUGUCGGAAAAGUUGACACCCGUAACUCUCCGCAAUGUCUUUUCGCGCAGUACCUGCUUCUCGGUGUCUCCGUUCUGAUGUGUUCGGUCAUCGCUUUCAAAUUUUUGGCUGCACUUCAAUUCGGCCGCAAGAACAUGCCUGAGAACCUCGAUAAAUUCAUCAUUUGUCAAGUCCCCGCCUAUACCGAGGACGAGGAGUCUCUCCGUCGCGCUAUCGACUCGAUUGCUAGAAUGAAGUAUGAUGAUAAGCGCAAGCUCUUAGUUGUCAUUUGUGAUGGUAUGAUUAUUGGUCAAGGAAAUGACAGACCCACUCCGAGGAUUGUAUUGGACAUCUUGGGUGUCUCCGAUAGUGUCGACCCCGAGCCACUUUCCUUUGAGUCUUUGGGCGAGGGCCAGAAGCAACACAACAUGGGCAAAGUCUACUCCGGGUUGUAUGAAGUUCAGGGGCAUAUCGUGCCAUUCUUGGUUGUUGUCAAGGUUGGAAAGCCUUCGGAAGUUUCUCGGCCAGGCAACAGAGGAAAGCGUGAUUCCCAGAUGGUCAUGAUGAGAUUCUUAAACCGUAUCCAUUACAACCUUCCCAUGAGCCCUCUGGAGCUGGAAAUGCAUCACCAAAUCCGAAACAUUAUUGGAGUGAAUCCCACUUUUUAUGAGUUUAUGCUCCAAAUUGAUGCCGGUAUGUUGCUAAUUUGGCACCCAUAUUCACCUCUCGAUUUUGGUUGACUAAUGGGUCAAUUAGAUACUAUUGUUGCUCCCGAUUCUGCUACUCGUAUGGUUGCCGCAUUCUUAGCGGACACGAGAAUCGUCGCGCUUUGCGGCGAGACCGCGCUUACCAACGCCAAACACUCGUUCAUCACUAUGAUUCAAGUUUACGAGUACUAUAUUUCACACAAUUUGGCCAAGGCAUUUGAGAGCUUGUUUGGCAGUGUCACUUGCCUCCCCGGUUGUUUCACCAUGUACCGCGUUCGAGCUGCAGAGAGCGGCAAGCCACUCUUUGUCAGUAAGGAAAUUGUUGAGGCUUACUCGGAAAUUCGCGUGGAUACCCUUCAUAUGAAGAAUCUUUUGCAUCUUGGAGAAGAUCGUUAUCUGACAACCUUACUCCUCAAGCAUCACCAGAAGUACAAGACCAAAUACAUUUUCAAUGCCCAUGCCUGGACUAUCGCUCCCGAUUCGUGGAGUGUGUUUAUGUCGCAGCGUCGUCGAUGGAUUAAUUCAACCCUUCACAACUUGAUGGAACUGAUGCCUAUGCAACAGCUGUGUGGUUUCUGCUGUUUCUCCAUGAGAUUUAUCGUCUUCUUGGAUUUGCUAUCAACGAUCAUCCAACCAGUCACUGUCGGUUACAUCGCUUAUCUCAUCUAUCAAGUGGCCACAAGCUCCUCUGUCAUUCCCAUGAUGGCCUUUGUCCUUCUCGGAGCCAUUUACGGUCUACAGGCUAUCAUUUUCAUUUUGAGGAGAAAGUGGGAGAUGAUCGGAUGGAUGGUUAUCUAUAUCCUCGCCAUUCCUGUCUUCAGUUUUGCUCUCCCUCUAUACUCCUUCUGGAACAUGGAUGAUUUCUCGUGGGGUAACACUCGUAUCGUCACUGGCGAAAAAGGGCAGAAGAUUGUCAUUUCUGAUGAGGGCAAAUUCGAUCCCACCAGUAUCCCUCGCAAGAAGUGGGAGGAGUACCAAGCAGAGCUUUGGGAAGCCCAGACCCUCCGCGGCCACGAUGACACCCGUUCCGAGGUUUCUGGAUACUCUUAUGGGACUAAGUCUUAUGCACCAGCUCAGUCGGAAUGGGGUGGAUAUGCAGCGCACAGCAGACCGAUGUCCCAGCUUGACGUGCCGUUGCCGCGCAACCAAAGCCGCAUGAGCAUAGCACCCUCGGAAAUGGUUUCUCAACGGGGGUCUACUUUCUUCGGUGGAGGAGGCAUGGGUGGGGCUGAGCUAGAGAUGUCUACGAUUGAGCUACCUAAUGACGACGCGAUACUAGCAGAGAUACGGGAGAUCUUGAGGACGGCUGACUUGAUGACCGUGACGAAAAAGAGUAUCAAGGCGGAAUUAGAAAGGAAGUUUGGAAUGGGAUUAGAUGCCAAGCGAGCCUAUAUCAAUUCUGGUAUGUUUUCCCCUCCUAUCAUUCUGUCCUUACAUGUUUGUCCUAUACUAACCACACUUUCACAGCUACGGAGGCAAUUCUUGGAGGAAACUUGUAAUUUCGUUUAAGUUCUCGGUGUGGGUUUCAUGAUUGCUUGUGAACAUUGAUUGCUUUCAGUAAGGGCUGUUUUUCCACGAAUGCCAUCUUUUUCUUUUCCUAACAAGGUAAAUAAAAGGGGGAAACGGGAGACAGAAAAGGGUUGGCGGGGGCUAAUUAAUUAUUUGUUGCUAUCUUUAUGCAUGGAUUUGGAGUAGCGUGUCUUUCUCAAUUUUCUAUUUUCUCACUUUCAUUUCAUCUUCCUGUCCAGUAGUAUCUAUUUUAAAUCCCACUUGCUUGUCUUGUACUCUACCGAGAUCUAUUCCUUCGUUCCCACCUAUUACUCUUCUGCACAUAUAUCCUGUUUUUUGUCCGUUUCCUGUUUUGCUUUUUGUCGCUUCCCUACUACGGUACUCUCUUGCCUACUCGCGCACUUGGUUCCUCCAUCCGAUCAUGUUUCCAGUGGGUGAAGUGAGGGGGGGAGGAAGAAAACCACUCCCUUUUCAACUUUAUAGUUUACUAAGUUAUUCACGACCAUUACGGUUAGCCGUUGAGAUGAUAAUUCCUCUCUUCCUCGUGCUGGCGAAGGGAGUGUAGUUGAUGGAUGGAUGGUGUAUGCUCUUGUUCCCCCGCUAUUUAGACCUGAUUCUCGGGUUGUUUUUCUUAUUGCUAUUGUUCUGAUGAUUUUUUGGUAUUGUUGGGUGAUACGAUGAGUAUCAUGAGAUUGGACCCGCCAGCUUCUCACAGUAAUGUUCCGUCUAAGAGCUUUCUAGGGGUUGGGUUGCCCAGGUCGUACGCUUGCCCGUGGUAUUGGUUGUCGUGAGAACCAUGAAUUGCCCAACUAUUUCUCACUUGGUAUGCUAGUGGACGGUGAAUACUUCCAGGAAGAAACCCCCGGAACUAUGAAUUGGUUUUGGCCGUGAAGGGCCAAAUUAACCGUGAUGCCCCUCGAUCACGAAAGCUGUUUCGUCCGCGUGAGAGGUGUGAGUGCGACGCUUCGGGUUUGCUGGAGUGGUGUGGGGCGGCUUCCCUCGCGUUUCUCUUCCUUCAAUAAACUUUUUUUUUGUGCGAGUAUGAUGGGCCCGACCCGGGAGCCCGGCUCAAUGCCGCGAGCGGGACCAUCGUGAGCCAUAAAUAUUGUCUCGUAUUAUGGUUGUACCCUUUUUGUAUAAACUUAUAAAUGUGCCUGUGCCUGUCUGCCUUCAACCAUAUAGUUAUAACCCAUGGCUCCCUCCAAAUCCUAUUUCUCUCGAAGCCAAAUCCACCCCUUCCAGGACUCAUGGUCUGGAUAAGAUCGUUCCUUUGCCCGAAGGAACUACCUUAUCAGCUGCAAUUAAUCAAUAUUGAUAGUCCCUCCUCCUGAGGAUGCAUCUCCUCCAUUAUCCCUGGCACGGUAAUGUCAUGUGAGAUUCCUAGAUGGCACAGCGGUUAAGAUGUUAAGAUGUCAAGAGCCAAUUAAGCACUGCGCGAUUAGCUGGAGUCCGUGGGCUGGGAUGCCAUCUCGAGUUAUGAUGAUUCAGAAUGCCCCAUCACGCAAGGUAUGAUAAGAGAAAUGAUAAACCCUGCCCUAUGGGGACUAGGAGACCGAAGGCUCCAGCCUUCCUCAAUGUUACUACAGUAUUUUCUUUUUUGUGUCACAGAAUUUAAGGUGGUAUAAGGCAGGAAAAUAAAGGUUUCUUUGGAUCAUAUCAUACUACCGGUAUGAUACUGCACAUAGAUAUGCCCAAGUUUUCAACUAUACCCUUUCUCGUUCUUGCUAGUACUCUAUUUUAAUCCAUCAACAUCUCCCAAAAAAUCUGACUCAGCCUUUUUCCAUUCUUAUUUGCUAGAAUUUUGUUUUGUUUUGUUUUUCAAUAAUAUUAUCGUAAGAACUCGAAUAACUGUUACCAGUGCUAGGACGUUGGGCUUUCCUUGACUGGAAUGGUCCAGCCCGUUUUUGUCUUGAGUUGGGGCACAGGGAGUCAUAUUUUUCGAUGUUUUGCCCCCCCCCCUAUAUAUCCAAGAGAGGGGAUUCCAGACGUCCUAGGGUGAGUACCAAUCAUUCAAGUUCAUACGAUAGUGAAAACAAAAGGAAAAAAAAAAACUCUCCUGAAAUUGUGCUAUACAAUACCUGUUAGAAUAAUAUUAUUGCAAUAGAGCCUGAAUUCUAGUAAACAGAUGAGGUUUUCCUGAUAAAAAAAUACCGCAUUAAACGCCUGGCAUUUCUGAACACAUUCAUCUCUGGAGAUAGCAUAUAAGUUACGCCGUUUUCAGGAAAUAUUGUAGUAUUUUUUAUUCUUUUUGGUAAAGAAAGCCUCCCCUCCUCUAAUAUGCAGGAUGGUAUCAACUGAAAUGUCAGAGUUCUAUACAAACUCUCCGGUAUGGACAAGACUAAGCCAGGUUGGAGGGUGGCCGCUUACCCUUUCCUCACCAAUCUCCUCUUAAACUAAUCAU